Messenger RNA from Entrophospora sp. SA101, 1404 nucleotides. The record is from the annotation of a GenBank genome assembly. NCBI's taxonomy places the organism in Eukaryota, Fungi, Glomeromycota, Glomeromycetes, Entrophosporales, Entrophosporaceae.
AUGGUUGAAGAAGCAAAAAAACUUUCUGCAAAAGAUUUUCCUCAAAAUAGUUUAGGUCGGGUUUUUCCUGAUUUUGAAAGAUUAGGAAUUUUAGCUAGAUUUAUUGGUGAAAACUUUUACUUAAAAUUCCGUUCUCGGGAAUAUGUUAGCGAACAAAGAGAGUUUGUGGAUGAAUUUUUAGCCGAAACGGAAACUGAAAAAACUACUGGUAGUGAUAAAGGGGGCAAAACUACCCAAGGAGACACUUCAAAAUUUCAAGUUUUAGGCAAAGGGUUGACUGAUAAGAACAUUCAGCAUGGCACAGUUUCAAGUUUUGACCAAAAAGGGACUAAUAUCAUUCACACUCAUAAAGGUGUUAAUUAUGCUCCAUUGGGUAAAAUUCUUAGCGCUAAUCGAAAAAACCGAAUUGAAAGACGAGUUAAAAUUGCUGCUGGUUGUUUAAAAGCUUAUGAAAAAGAAGUUACUCUGCCUAGUAGCCAGGAAUUUCGAGAUAGAAUAGCGGGAAAUGUGCCGGGAUUUAAUAAAGUAGUUGAGCAAUUAAUGAUUGGUAUGCUUGGAGAUCCAGGAUUAGGUAAAUCUUAUAUCUCUGAAGCAAUUGGUAAAGCACUGGGAGAUGGCAAAAGGCUUAGUUAUCACCGAGUUUUAAUGACUGGUAAAAAAGAUGGUUCGGUAAUUGAAGGUGGUAGUAUGGAAAAUCCUGGGGGAGACCCUGGGGAAAUAAUUAAAGGAAUUAGUCGUUGUCAAAAUCAAUCAAUGGUCUUUCUUUUUGAUGAAAUUGAAAAAGCUGGUCGAGAUGCUAAACUAGCAAUUGGUGAACCAACCGACCGAACUAAUAAUAAGAAAUUUAAAGAUGUUUAUUUUGAUUUUCCCACUCCAAUUAACAAUGCUAUCUUCUUCUGUGCUUUGAACUAUGCUGAAGAAUUAGACCCUUUUAUUAGAGACCGAUUUAAAAUGAUUGAGGUAAAGCCUCCUACUUAUCAGCAAAGAUUAGAAAUUUUAAGGGCUUUAUUACAAUCCAAAAUUAAAAGUGAAGAGGAACCUUUGAAUAAAAUUUAUCACAAAACGUGGCAAGAAGUUUAUAACUUGGUUAAUCAGGAAGCAAUUUUGAAAAAGGCUUUAACCAAAAGCUUCAGUAUUCGAGGUGCUAAAGAUAAUAUUACUACUUUGUUUAGAACGAUGAGAACUCAAUUUUUUAUGAAGCAAAAAGCCUUGCUAGAUGCUAAUGGCUGGGCUAAUUAUAACUGGAAAUUUGACCCCAAAGAGGAAUUUGAUUUAGGAAAUAAGUCUCGCAAUAGACCACCUUGCCCUUAUGGCGAAGAGAAAGAUAGAACAGGAAUUUCUAAUAAAGAACACCGAACAGGUUGUAAAUGUUUUGUUAAUAAUUUACAUAGAGUGCCAGGAUGA